Messenger RNA from Notechis scutatus (mainland tiger snake), 3666 nucleotides. NCBI's taxonomy places the organism in Eukaryota, Metazoa, Chordata, Lepidosauria, Squamata, Elapidae. The record is from RefSeq and is a predicted model, not a curated record.
GAUAGGUAGAGAUAGGAAGGAAGGAAGGCCUGUGUUCCUGAGCAGGUGGAUUUUCCUAGUGUCUGACCUUUUUAAAAAAAGGUUUCCUUGAGACUCUGGGGACUGUGUUACGGAAGGUCGCUAUUUUGGGAGGGAAUGGACAUUAAUUUGUGUUCGCUCUUAAUUGUCCGUGACGUGCGCUUCGGGUUUCAUUGCAUUAUUCCAAGCUCCUUAUUUCGGCCGCUUCUCCAGACCUCUGACCUUCCUCUCUGGCUGCUCCCAUUCUAGGUGGAGGGCGGCAGCAACGGCAGCGGCGGCAGCAGCAGCAGCAGCGGUGGCAAUGUUGGGACGAGAGCCUCUGUGGGCAGAGAGCGCUUGAAGAGGAGCCAGAAAAUUAUGAAAGGAGAAGGUUGCGACUCAGCCAUGCCUCAAGCGUCGCCUAAUGAGGAUGCGGCAGUAAUGACCGAGGUGAAGGUGAAGACGGAAGUGCCCGAUGACUAUGUUCAAGAGGUGGUCUGGCAGGAUGACACAAAAGAGCCGAAGAAGAAAGGCGGCGGGGUAGCCGAGGUGCCUGCAGAAAUUUGUGUGGUGAUUGGUGGGGUCCGCAACCAGCAGACUCUCGGUAAGCUAGGGUCGUAUGAGUGUGGAAUAUGUGGAAAGAAAUAUAAGUACUACAAUUGUUUCCAGACCCACGUUCGAGCACACAGAGACACAGAAGCGGCAUCAGGCGAAGGAGCCUCUCCUGGGAAUAACUUUAGGUACACGUGUGACAUUUGUGGGAAGAAGUACAAAUACUACAGUUGCUUCCAAGAGCACAGAGACCUGCAUGCAGUCGAUGACCCCUACGACCAAGCAAUGAUUGCCAAGGAGGAGGUGAAAGAAGAGGACCCUGAGCCCUUUCAGAAGAUUGGUCCAAGUACGAUUGACCAAGUUUGCAACUUAAAAACGGGCAAUUAUACCUGUGAAUUCUGUGGCAAGCAGUACAAGUACUACACGCCAUACCAGGAGCACGUGGCCCUUCAUGCACCAAUCAAGUACUCUCGAUCUCCACUCUUCGUGGCUGUGAAGACCCAGGCGAGCCAACCGGGCAAAAAAACACCGACGGCACCCAUAAUCCGGUGCUCCACCCUCCUCCACCGCACUCCCUCUGGUAUCCCACCGGCGGCGUCUCCGUCACAGACCUUCCGCGCUCCAAAUUCUGGAUCCCCAGGAAGCAAGGCCACCACAGCAGAAAGCGUUUUCAGUCGAAGAGUGGAAAGCAAGCUGCAAAACAACUUCGAAGAAACUAAUAGCAGUUCCCAGAACUCCAGUGAAACUGCCAGUCCUCUGGUUUCAAAUCCUUUACCACUUUUGCAAAAGCCAUACACCUGUGGGGCCUGUGGCAUCCAGUUCCAAUUCUACAACAAUCUCCUUGAACACAUGCAGUCUCACGCCACUGACAAUGAGAACAACAUUGCCUCAAACCAGCCCAGGUCACCUCCAGCUGUGGGGGAAGAAAAGUGGAAGCUGCAGCCACAGAGGAACAACUCCAACAACACUUCAGCUGGCAGUUCCCUCCUGAACAGCCCGAUCCCGGAGAAGGAACGACAGAACAUAGCGGAGCGGCUGCUGAGGGUGAUGUGCGCCGAUCUGGGGACGCUGAGCGUGGUCAGCGGCAAAGAGUUUGUCAAACUGGCGCAAAGUCUGGUGGACAACGGCGCUCGCUACGGCGCCUUCUCCGUUACGGAGAUCCUGGGCAACUUCAACACGCUAGCCCUCAAGCACUUGCCCCGGAUGUACAACCAGGUGAAAGUGAAGGUCACCUGCGCGCUGGGCAGCAACACCUGCUUGGGCAUCGGCGUCACCUGUCACUCGCAGAGCAUCGGCCCCGAUUCCUGCUACAUUCUGACCGCCUACCAGGCGGAAGGCAGCUGCAUCAAGAGUUAUGUCCUGGGGAUCAAAGGGGUGGACGUUCGCGAUAACGGGGAUUUGGUCCACCACUGGGUGCAAAACGUGCUGUCCGAGUUCGUUAUGUCCGAGAUCCGGACCGUCUACGUCACGGACUGCAAGGUGAGUUCCUCUGCGUUUUCCAAGGCGGGCAUGUGCUUGCGCUGCUCUGCGUGCGCUCUGACCUCCGUGGUGCAGAGCGUCCUUAACAAGCGCACCCUCCAAGCGCGCAACAUGCACGAGGUCAUUGAGCUGCUGAACGUCUGCGAAGACCUGGCGGGCUCUGCAGGGAUCUCCAAGGAGACCUUUGGCUCCCUGGAGGAGACCUCCCCUCCCCCCUGCUGGAACUCCAUCACGGACUCCCUGCUGCUCGUCCACGAACGCUACGAGCAGAUCUGCGAGUUUUACAGCCGGGCCAAGAAGCUAAACCUCAUCCAGAACCUCAACAAGCACCUGCUGAGCAACCUAGCGGCCAUCCUGGCUCCGGUGAAGCAAGCCGUCAUCGAGCUGAGCAACGAGAGCCGGCCAACGCUGCAGCUGGUGCUGCCCACCUACGUGAAACUGGAGAAACUCUUCACCUCAAAGGCCAACGACGCGGGCAUCGUCAGCAAGCUGUGCCACCUCUUCCUGGAAGCCCUGAAGGAGAACUUCAAGGUGCACUCGGCGCACAAGGUGGCCAUGAUCCUGGACCCUCAGCAGAAACUCCGGCCGGUGCCCCCUUACCAGCACGAAGAGAUCAUUGGCAAGGUGUGCGAGCUGAUCCACGAGGUGAAGGAAUCCUGGGCCGAGGAGCCCGAUUUCGAGCCCGCCUCCAAAAAAUCCCGGACUUCAAGCGAAAACUCUCCAACUCGGGAGGAAGACCGCUUGGGCAAAAGCGAGGUCUAUGAUUACUUGCAGGAGCCCAUUUUCCAGGCAGCCCCUGACCUCUUCCAGUACUGGUCCUGCGUGACGCAGAAACAUACCAAACUGGCCAGGCUGGCCUUCUGGCUCUUGUCGGUGCCCGCUGUGGGGGCCAGAAGCAACUGUGUCAACAUGUGCGAACAAGCCCUCCUGAUUAAGAGGCGGCGGCUGCUGAGUCCUGAGGAUAUGAACAAACUCAUGUUCUUGAAGUCCAACAUGCUUUAAAACUCGGAGGGCGGGGUGGGGGUGUGUGUGUGGGGGGUGACCUGGAGGGAGUGGCACCCUUCCAGAACGUGCCCCCACGACCACCACAUGCAAACACUGUUCCAAAUCCAGAAUCCACUGUGGACCUCAUUCGGAACGCCCCGGGAAAAGGGGGGGGGGAAAGUGCUUUUGAUACACAUAUUGAUACCUCUAUAUUGAUAUGGAUAUAAAAAGCUCCGUUGGGAAGGGAUGCACCCGUGCUAAAAACACACUCCUUCCUUUAGAUUUCUGUCUGAACUUGACAUCACCUCCUCAUGUCUUUCAAGAGGGCAGGCCAGUUACUCGGGGGUCUUUAGGCAGCUUCUAAAUUAACUUGAAUGGUCAUUUCGUAAUUCCUCUUUUUAGAAAUCACACACACACACACACAGCCCCAACCAGCCAACCUUCUCCUUUCCUGUUCUCUCUUUUUGAGCCCGGACAGCAGCCUUUGCUGACCUCUGCCAGGUUUUUUUUGGCCACACUGGAUGGCUCCUCCUGUGAGCUGUGUGUCCCACAAGAGGGGCAUUCAAAGGUUUCCCUCUUGGCAAACGUAAAACACACGUCAUGUUUGCAGGCAGCUAGAAACUUCCCAAGUCAGGAAUGGAGACUUGAAGAAUU